This is a messenger RNA of Pecten maximus, 2910 nucleotides long. RefSeq lists its product as uncharacterized. The record is from RefSeq and is a predicted model, not a curated record. NCBI's taxonomy places the organism in Eukaryota, Metazoa, Mollusca, Bivalvia, Pectinida, Pectinidae.
CCUCGCCGACCGAUACCAGCCCCUCGCCGACCGACACCAGCCCCUCGACUGUCCUUACAAACCGGAACGAGCAGAAACGCAAAUCGGGUAACAGAUGAGUAUAGUGAAGGUAAAAAAGGGUUCAAAUGUAAGCAUUGCAAGAAAUCUCUCCCAAACAGACGCCAGUUGUAUUUACAUAGACAGCUGGUACAUGGACAACAUGGAGGAUCAGCAGCGCUACAGCCAGCACCAUGGGGAGAUGAGCGCCCACCUUGGUUAGACGGACACGACAUGGAGCUGGAACGAGUUUAUCGUGCCAAUGAACGUUUCAUUUUAGUCCCCGACAACCCCGACAGCGUUCGUGCAACAUUCAACGUUCCGUUGAACGACAAUCCCGACCUAUCCCAGAUACUAGAGAGGGUACGGCAGAUUUAUAGUCAACAGGAGCACGCUUUCCGUAUCAACUUUAUGUUUGGAUUAGUUCUACGACACACGGAGACAAACGACCUCAGGUACUUCAUUCCCGACCAAAACGAAACUCUAUUUCCUCAACCCAUUCUCAUCAACGACGGACGCGACAUCGACGGAAAACUGCGACGGAGACUGGACGGACUUGAUCUCGGAGAGCACCUCAGACAAUUCAGACCUGACAGUAAGUGGAAGCUGUAUUUCAUUACAAAUAUGAAGAUUGUGAUAUACAAAUCCAACUAUCUGUUAGGGGCAGGUGUUGAGGAGCUCCCGGACUAUGUACAUAACAACCCCAAUAUUUGUAGCCUGACUAAAAAUUCCAACGGACGACCAUACAAUGACAACCUCUGUGCCUUUAGAUGUUUGGCGUUAUUUCGAGGACAGCGGACACAACUGGAACGAACGACAAAGUCCCUGUAUCGACAAUGGGCAACAUACAUAUCAGAGAGAGAGAUUGGGGAUCUUACUCACGUGACACCAGAGUCAUACGCCGGCGUCAACUUUUCAGAGAUGGACGACUUCGAGAAAUGUUUUGAGACGAACAUAAACAUAUACACAUUGGACAAGGACGGAACCGCGACACCAGUACGGCGAACCAUGUCAAGGUAUGGAAAUACGAUGUACGUUAAUUUGUUUGGGCAUCACCUGUCGUACAUAAGCAACGCAAAAGCCUAUGCUAAAAAAUACCAGUGUCGCAACUGUGAGCGAUUUUUUACUACAGCAUGGCAAUGUGUUCGACACGAGAAGUCCUGUGACAAGCAGACGUCAUCUAAGUAUCCUGGGGGAUUCCACUCUUCACGAACAACCAUUUUUGAUCAGCUUGACGAAUUUGGUAUCGUGGUACCCCAGGAGGAUCGUUUCUACCCAUGGUUCGCUGUAUAUGACUUUGAAGCUCUACUUCAACAGACAGACGAAACCGACUCGGGUAAACUCCAAUGGACAAUGGAGCACGUACCAAUUUCAGUUAGUGUGUGCAGCAACGUAUUGGGGUUUGAGGAAGCAGUAUGUUUAGCCAAUCCGGAUACAGGGGAACUGGUAUUUGACAUGAUCGAACGGCUGGAAAAAAUUCAGGAAACAGCACAAGCCUUAGCCACCGAGAAAUGGAAAUACGUUUUUGAAGAAAUAGACGAGCAGCUUAACCAGUGGAAUGAAUACGACGGACUGGCCGGCAAGAUGAUGUUGAACGCGUUCACCAAGUUGAAAAAGUCCAUGGAGCAGUACUGUAGUCAACUGAUUGUGCUAGGCUUCAACUCCGCGCGCUACGACCUAAAUCUCAUCAAAAAACAUAUCGCGAAACAUCUACGAAUGGACGAGAAGGAAACAGCCGGUUUCACGGUAAAAAAGCAAAAUAGCUACCUAUGUAUAAGCAAUGCCCUACUAAAAGUUUUGGAUAUUUCUCAAUUUCUGUCUCCAGGUACAUCCUAUUCAAAAUUUCUGAAAGCGUACGACGUGCACGAGACCAAGGGAUUCUUUCCUUACGAGUACUUGACGACGACGACUGACAAACUGGACGAAACAGCCCUACCACCGCAUUCGGAAUUUUACAGUAAACUGAAAGGAAAAAACAUCAGUGAAGAGGAAUAUGCCUAUUGCCAACGUAUCUGGGAGGAGGAAAAGAUGCAAACCCUGCAAGAUUUCUUGGUAUGGUAUAAUAAUUUAGACGUAGGUCCAUUUGUAAAAGCCGUAGAAAAACUACAACACUUUUAUUUUGACAGGAAAAUCGACAUUUUUAAGGUGGCAAUGUCAGUUCCAGGCGUGGCGAGACAAAUGCUGUUCCGAGCAAGUCGUGAUGCUGGUGCUAGUUUUUCGCUGUUUGGAGAGUCGGAUAAAGAUCUUUAUAGCACCAUAAAGAAUAACGUGGUAGGUGGCCCCUCCAUUAUCUUUAACCGAUACUCAGCAGCUGGAGAAACCUGCAUCAGGAACAAACCCGACAAGCCAUGCGGAAGGGUAUUGGGGUACGAUGCCAACGCUCUUUAUCUAUGGGCGCUGGAUCAACCUAUGCCUACCAGCACAUUUGUUCGUCGAAGAAGGGAGAACAAUUUUCAUCCUGAAGCCCGAGACAGAUACAUGUCAGCUUAUUAUUGGAUGGACUGGCUGACACGGACGACUGGACGGAGAAUUGACCAUAAACUGAACUGUGGCAACGAAAAACGCAUAGGAGCCUUCCCUGUAGAUGGAUACUGCACAGAGACUAACACAGUGUUCCAGUUUCAGGGAUGUUACCACCAUGGACAUGAAUGUCAUUUGACGAGACAUGUAAAGGACCGGGAAGGACAAAGAAAAAAAUUCGAAAAGACGACAAACACCACCACAUUUUUGUUAGAAAAGGGAUUCACCGUGACGGAGAUAUGGGAAUGUCAAUACCGCAAUCUGGUUAGAGACUGCGAAGGCCUUAGGGAACUAAUAAACGAAAGAAAACCAAAAUUCUUUCGAUCCCAUAAAGGUAACUUUAUAGCCCGGUGA